AUGGUCUCAUCGCUCAGAACAGUCGCGGGUACGAGCCGCAACAUCGCUCGAUCGGCAUUACCCUCCCGCCAUCAGCGUUUUGCUGCACGAGCGCUGCCCGCCAUCGUUCACCGAAAGCUGUCUUCGACCCGUCUUACCUCGCAAACCUCUUCCUCUUCCAAGCCCACCGUUUCUGCCAGCACCAGCGUUGGCAAUGUUGAAACAUCUGGAUUCCGCCCACAACCCUCUAUCACCGGUCCAGGCGUUGUUCGGGUCGGUACACUCUUCACAUCGCUCAUCACUCUUGCCGUCGCCGUUACCGGCUAUGGGCUGUACGAAUACUACACCUCCUUCUCCGCCUGGCCCGUCGUCAUCCGCGAUGAUCUUCGUGCAGCGCUUAAAGCCCGCAAUAGAGGGGACGCCCGUCGAGCCGAAUCGUACUUUCGCAAAGCCCUGGCUACUGCUCGCAGCAUCAAAGCUGAACUCAACGAGCCUACUCCCACUCGCCAAGGUUCCGCGAAGGGAGAAGCUGGAGAAGCCAUGCUGAAGAUUUCCGGUAUCGCUAUCGCUCUGGCCGCGCUGCUGGAGGGAGAAGGAAUGGUUGAAGAGAGCUAUGUGGUAUUGGAAGAUGUUUGGGAGGAAGUGAUGGAACGAGGCAAAUACGCGAGUGUUUCCGAGCAGAAGGGGGAAGUCAAGAGGAGUGACAGGGACAGAAUGAGGGCUGUACAGAUUGCUCAGAAGCUUGGAAUGUUGGGGCAGCUGCCUGAAGUAAGACUCGGACUGCUGGACAAGAUGAAAGCUGAUCAGUCGGGCGAACAAGACCAGGGCGGAAAGAAGCAUAGAUUCAGGCUAACGGGAACAGCCGAUUCACAAGAUCCUGCAGAAAAGUGGUUGGUCUGGAGCGUAGAAGAACUCUUCCGACUAGUGUUGCCUGCCGAAGUUCAUGCCUCCGCCCUCGCUGCUGCUUCAUCUCCAUCGCUUGAUUCGAACGCCACUACGAGCAGCUCGGAGCAGGUUAUUCCCACCUCGCUGACCAACCUCACACCACCCACCUCGAUCUCGCUAGCAGACCUGGAUCUUCCGGCAUGGGUGACGAAACUCGACCUGCUCUCUUCCAUCGAGUCCCUCGGCACAUUCUAUGCGUCCAAAAACCUCCCUGAAUAUGCAGUACCGCUCUACCUCCAAACGCUCUCCAUCCUUGUGCCACCUACGAACCCUACCAUUGCUCCGCCCACCGCAAGCGAGAGAUGCAAAGCUGGCCUGGUGAUGAAUAACCUCUCACAAUUGCUAUCAGGUUCCAACAUCAAGGACGCUACGAGUUGGGCAAUAAAAGGUCUCGAAGUGACCGACAAGACUGUUCAGUUGGCAGGAUUCGAGUCUUCUCCCUCUGCUUCGGCGAAGGCCGACAAAGUGCAGGUGGUGCAGAGCUCAGAUGAGAGGACGCAAGAGGUGCGCACCGAAUGUUUGGGUGUCAAGCUCACCUUGCUGUAUAACCUGGGCGUUUUGAACGAUAUGGCUGGCGACAAAUGUCAAGCAAGACUGUACUUUCAAAAAGCCUAUGCGCUUGCAGACAAGCUCGGAGGCGCCACGUUCGGUGUUGCUAAACAGAAGGCUGCCGAUAGUUUGGCCAGGCUCGAAAGACGCGGUUCUUCCAAGACCAGGUAA
Molecule: messenger RNA, 1644 nt
Organism: Mycosarcoma maydis (corn smut)
Lineage: Eukaryota; Fungi; Basidiomycota; Ustilaginomycetes; Ustilaginales
Exons: 2
Coding region: 1-1644 (547 amino acids)
Source: RefSeq, a predicted model, not a curated record